AUGGAGGAUCCUGGCGGCGCGCCAGCCGGCCGGUAUUCUGCUGUGAGCGGGGACGUGGAGAAGGCGAGUCUGCGGUCGCCGACGGGAGUCUUGGGCGAGGAGCAGAAUAAUGGAUUCAGUCUUCGGGGGGGCGUUCCCGAUCUCCAAGUCUCGCCUCCUGUCCUCCCGUCGCUGCCUUCGUCGGGCCCUCCGUCCCUGUUAGGCCGGUCCACGGCGAUGGACGCUGAAGAGGCACACAGGAGCGGAGAUGAGGCUUCUUUUGCGUAUGCCUCCGCAAGCCACAGACCGGAAUCCCCCGCCUCUCCGGUGGAGGACGACGACCGGGACACGCCGUGUUCCCCGCCGCAGCAGACGACCUCGCCACAGACUUCCUUCUCUCCUCUCGUCUCCGAAGUCGCUGGAGACGCCCUGCCUCCGGCUGCCUCUCUGCGCCAGACUCCAGGCACGCUUACUCGCGGCAUGUCCUCCCGGAGCUCGUCGGCAGGGUGGCGCGCCUCGCCUGGUCCCGUGCCUUCCUCGACGCCUCCUUCGCCGGCGAGUUCCCGGAGCGGCAGCUCUCCAGGAGGCCGUGUGUCUUCGCCUGUCUCCUCGGCGCCCCUGGGCCCCGCGGCCUCCCAGCCUGCUGCGCCCGGAAGGCCUGCCGAGGCGAGUCGACCGCGGAGCCGCGGAGACAGCCACACAUCCGGCGCCUUCGAUAAGUCUGGCGAGUCGUUCCACGGCGCGGGACGCGGCGGUUCUGCCUGUUUGGAGAGAGGCGCGUACGACCGCGAGGGAGACCCAGCCGGCAGUCUCCUCGCCCACUCGCCGUUCUUCUCGCCUCUGCAGAGCGCAGGGGGCUCGGCGUCGGCUGGAGCAACUGGAAGCAAUCGGCCGCAACACCCCUUGGUGCAUGCGUCGACGCCGUCCUGGGUCAAGUACGGAGAAGAACAUUACCCCGAGGAGGCAGUCCCGAUUGAGUACCAGUGGAUCGAAGACGACGGGACGUGCUGCUGCUAUGUCACCGACUUUUUGCUCUACAACAAGAAAGGCGAGCGCCUCCUGCAAGUCGAAACUCUGGACCAAGAUGAGUUAGCAGAUGUGGCGCUCUACGGGAAGCUCGUCCACGUCGCCCUGGUGCAUCCCCCCGAAGCGCUCGAAGCGCGAAAACACCCGACCGCGUGCCAGGUGUAUCCGCACCUUUUGCAGCAGCGACGGAGACAGAACUCGUUGCGGGGCCGCAAGCACCAGGCGACGGAGGACGAGAGUGUGUCGCAGCAGGUGUCGCCGCGGGCUGCUGCCUCCGUGUUGCCUAAGGAGGGGGACAAGGACAAACAGGGCCGGGAGGGAGACAGUGGUGCGUGGAGAUCCGAGGGCGACUCAGCAACUUCCUACUCGUCUCAAAGGGAGGACGGUGACAAGAAGGAAGAGAAGCUGCUGGGGGACGGCGAGAAGGAGGUCGGCGGUAGCGGCGCGGCGACGCCGUCGUUGGGAACAGGGAGAAAAGUUUUACGAAAGCGCGGAGGAAUGCUCCACCAUCCGUGCAUCACGCCGAAGAUUCCAAGACCCUUCCGAACGUUUCCAGUCCGGGUUGACUUGACGGAAUGGAUGAUCGACUACGGAAAGUCGGCUAGCCAGACGCCGUACGUGUGGCUAGUCUCCUCGCUGAAUCGGUACUAUCGCUUGGAGAAGCCAGCGGGCCGGUACGCGCCGGUGCUUCAGUCUCUCAAGUACAAGUUUGAGGUUGCCUCGAGGGUGAUUAAGCAGCUUUCCGUGAAUCGGCUGUACCCGUACCAGGAGCUCGUAGACCACUUGACCGCAGAUUCGCGGCUCAAGCAGGCCUUGGCGAAGAAGCCUGCGGGAAAGGGAGAAGACGAGAGUCAGAGGCGCUCGUUGACGGGAGGCAGCGGCGAGCUCGACAAGGGCGAGGCUGGAGCCGACCGGUCAGACGCGGGGGCCCCGGGCCCAGGGGGCGAAGGCGACCGAAGCGGAGACGGGGCGUUGUCCCCGCAGCGCCAGUGGACACGCGAAGAGACCGCGGGGGAGGCCGACAAGGCGGGAGACGACGCCGAGGAAGACGAGAAGGAAGAGGGAGACUUCGCGCUGGGCAAAGGCGCGGGGCUGCAAGACUCGCCCCGGAAGAGCGGCGUUGCAGGUUCCGAAAACGAAGGGCUGGCGUCCCGCGAUCCGGAAAGACUGAAGGAUGGCGACCUGUCCGGGCCGUCGUCUGUCGCGGGAGACGAAGACGACGACCGACCCGCAGGCGAUCUGGCUUCCGGCCUCGCCACGUCGCCGUCCAGCAAACUGUCGGGGCACGGCGCUCACGCGUCGGCUGCCUCCAGCCUCCUCGGCAGCGACUUUGGGAACCUGAUCCUUCCGCCGGGGCUCGGGUCCUCGUCCUCGUUGCCGUUGGAUCCUUCCUCGCUGUUCACGUCUUCCAAGUUCAUCUCCGCCCUUGCCAUCAAGAAGAACAAGAAUUGUCACCUCCUCUCGCUCUCGGAUCCAGAUGGGACGGGGGUGCGGACGCUUCCCGAUGGCUCGCUGUCUCCAGAGAGUCCCUGGGGCGCGGCGCUGGCGGUCGAAGGCUGCACGGAGGAGUCGCUCAUCGAGGUGUUCCCUUUUCUCGAGUCUCAGGUCGCCGCCUUUGAGGCGUCCACAGGGACGACAGGUCUCCUCGCGUCGCCGUUCAUGAACGCCCUGCGAGCCCGCGUCUUCCGCUGGGUCGGCAAACUCGACGACGACAACGCGGUCGAAGAGGUGCCGCCUCUCCAGCAGACGACGACGCCGGAGAUCGUGGGAGGCAGGACAGAUGAGGGCGGGCUGCUGUCUCACCAGUCGGAAGAGGUGCUCGUCUCGCUGAACGCCUUCGCGUCCUCCUGCGCGGCAGACCGACCGUCCCUCUCGGGCGCGGCGUUCGCGCGCGGAGGCCCUGGCGACCGCGGCCAAGCAGGUUCAGGCUUCCUCGACUCGCCGGCCUUCGGGGACGCCUCCGGCUUCUUCGGCUCCACGGGCCCCAGAGGCGGCCGGCGCGGGCGCACGCGCGGGCGCGCGAGGGGCGACAGAGGCGAAGGCGGGCGGGGCCGCGGCCGGCGCUACGCCGGAAGAGACGCAGCCUUCUCCCGGUUCUUGGGCGACGACCGCGAGGGCGACUUCUUCGCUGGAGACGAGGAGGGCCGGGGCCGCAUGGACCCCGAGAAAGAGCGGCUGCUCAAGCGCGACGGAGACACCCAGGAGGAAGACGACGAAGCGCUCACGAACAAGACCUGCGACGGCGGGAUGGACGACGGCCCCGGAUUGUCCGAAGACGAAGAGGGAAGGAAACGCAUCAAACGCGAAGAAGACGGAACCGACCAGGCCGGGCCGUGGCCCAAAGGCGACGAAGGCCAAAGGAAGGAAGAGGAGGAAGAGGAAGACGAACUGUCGACGCUCCCGGAAUGGGGAAUCGAAGGCGACCCUGUCGAUGUCAAAGAUGAACUGGAUCUCGAGGCGGAAGACCCGUUGUACGCUCGCGUGCCGCUGCCGGGGGGCUCCUUCGCCCCGUACGACUUCCCAGAACUUCUCGAACUGCAAGAUUUUUGUCGGGUGUUCCUGGAGAUGCUUCAACUGCCAAGCUAUCCCGUCGACACUCUCGAGGCGGCUCUCCUGCAGUCUGCUUCAUGGUCGGUCGCCCAGGACUUCUCGGCGCGCGCGGCCUGGCCUCCGCAGCUGAAGGGGCAAGGCGUCCAGGGGAUGAAGAGUGCGCGGAAGAAACGAAAUCCGAACAUUCCAGAAAACCCUCUUCCCUUCAUUGCCGCGUCGACGUGUCUUGCGCCUGCGCCCGAGGCUUUCCAGUUUCUCUCUCCCUUCGCGGCGAAACACGAGGACGAAUCGGCGUCUGUGUCUCGCCAGACCACGGAGGCGAUUCGAACCGGCGCAGCGCUCCGCGACGCUGCCGCCGUUGCCCUUGCAGACGCUGCAAAGGCAGAAGAGCGAAGCAGCGGAGCCGACUCGGCGCACCUUGGAGAGCGCGAUGCUGGCGAGAAAGUGGGCACCGAACACGCGAGGCAAGUGGAGACGAAGCGCGAGGAAGGGAGCGGGGAUCCGGGAGGCGAAGAAGACGCGGGCGGACGCGAACAAGGCGUAAACGGGCACCCCCAGAGAGACGGCGACACCAAUAGAGAAGGAACGGGCAACAGGCCUGGAGAACACAACCAAACAUCUGCCCCCGGGGGUGACGACUCGGUGGCUUCAGCGCUAGCCAGCAGUCCCGCGUCGUUGCGUCCUCCCGAGGGGCCAUCAGUCUUUUCAGCUGCGUCCGUGAAUCCGGCUCGGUUGCUCCUGUCCACCGUGUCUCCUCAAGUCCCCGCGUCCGUGUCGCCAUCUUCCGGGCCGUGUGCGGUGUCUGGGUCUACACGACUGCACUCGUCUGCCUUCCCGGUGUUUCUCUCGGAUGCGCUCUUUCUUCGGCUGCUACAGCUCGCGUUCCUGCACAUCAGCGACGCCCUGUCGCGCCACAACAAGUCCGCGUCUUCCUCCACUGGAGAGUCGGUCAAUCCAGCGCCUGACGCGCGCCCCGCCCAGCUGCCUUGCGUGCUGACGGCGGCCGGCAGCGCCUCCGCAGCCGGCCUCGGGGGGCCAAGUCCUGCGGCGGGGGCCUCGACGGGCCUUGGGGCUCCGGGGAGCGCAGAGACACCCGCGGCGGCGACGUGGCUCGGCUCAGCCCGCGGAGGCAACGCUGGCGCGCCUCAGGGACCGUUUGGGGUGGGCGCACACAAGGGAGAAGGCGCGUCUGCUUUCUUCGGAAGGUGGACGGAACAGGUGGACGACGGGGAAGAAGGGAGUGGGAGAGGCGGGACGCUGCACGGUGGAGGUGAGGGGCAUUUGGCCCUGGGGGGCUCGAGUCUCUGGGCGCCCUCGGGGCGAGACAGCGGGGGGAUGAGCCUGGACGCGAAGGGCGAUCGCACAGCCACGAAGGCCGUCGUUGGAGUCGCGAUGAAACACUUUUGGAGACACGCGGCGUUGGGGCCACGGCUGCGGCGGCUGGUGCCGCGGCACGCCGAGGAGGACGAGGAAGAGAGAGACGAGAGCCAAAAGGAAGCGGACGAGGAACACGAGGAGCGCGAAAGCGGAGGGAAGGCGAAGAAGGGAGGCCUCCGGAGAAAGGAGCUGGGCGGCGAAGGCGAGACGGCGGAGGGCGAGGCAGAAGACGCGACGACAGAAGAAGAGAGCCAAGGCAGGGAGACGGGGAGAGACGGGAAAAGAGGUCCUCGCCAGAUUUCACCCGGCGCGGCUUCGCACAAAGACACGAACGAAGGAGACAGAGCCCCCAAGGUUCUUCACAUGCUCAGCACCGCACCUCUCGAUCUGCGGAUGAUGGACUUCUUGACAUGGCCCCUAGUCCUGCAACGGAUGCUCUUCGACUGUCUGUACACCCCGCGGCGGGUGGCGGUAAAGAAGCCACGGCGGCGGCCUGCCUCCAGAUCUGAAGAGGAGGCUCGCGAUACCUCGGAUAAGAACUCGGGACAGGCCGCACAGGACGAGAAGCCGCUGGAGGGCGCCAUGAAGGAGUGUGACGAUGAAGACGAAUCUCUGACAGAGGCGAAGCGAGAAGAGAAGGACGAGGAAGAGGCAGGCACGCCGCAAACGCCGCACACUCAGGAGCGCGAAAAAGGCAUGGAUCCAAACGACGUCUCUGUCGCAUCUGCUGAAGAGGCAGAGAAGCUUGUUGCGGAGGCCGGCGAGGAGUCUGGUGGAAAGUGCGAGCCGGCCGCCUCUUGUCUUGCUUCCUCGCCUCGUGAAUGCGAUUUCCAGACGGCGAAAGGUGAAGACGGAGAAAAAGAGCCUGUCCAAGAAGAAGACGGAGACGCCCCAGCGUCUGCUCCUGCCCCCGGAGACCCCCCCCGUGGAAGCGGGAGACGGGACGGGGACUCAAACGGAGAAGAUGGGGAGGGCGAGGAGAAGAUAGCUGGUCGCAUCGCGGCAGAGGGCGAGCAAGGCGAGCGCGAGGACGCCGCUGACAGCGCGAAGGAAGCGAAACGGCGACAGGGGGACGCGGGGGCAGAGACAGCCGGAGGAGAGGAGGCGGAGAACAAAGAAGCGGAAAUGGCAGUGAGAGACGAAGCAGAGCCUAGGGAGGAGAACGGCGUUCGAUCGGACGAGGAGGACGCGAAUGCCGAGGAACAAGGGGACGAGAACGGAGUCGACUCUUUCCAGGACGAAGAUGCGACAAAGCCGCCGUUGCGCGCCACAACCCGGAGUCGAGACACAAAGAGGAAACGCGAGGUGGAUGAAGACGACGGGGAAGGAGGAAAGGAGAAGGAUGCCUCGCAAACAGGCGAGCAAGACGACGGCGCGUCGCCGGCAGAUGGAGCCGAACUGAAGUCUGCGGGGGCGCGGAAGAAGACGCGUCGAGCGUCGAACGACGCCAUGCUAGGAGACGACGAGGGCGAGAGCGCCAGCAAAGCCGGCAAUGGCGAGGAGGACGACGAUGAAGAGGAAGCAGAAGAAGAAGUCGAACGCCUCGAGUGGCAUUUGGAUGACCAAAAAGCUGCACAGUGCGGCAUUCUGCCAUCGCGGGCAGAAGCCAUGGCCAUCACCUUCCACGACAUGCGGACGCACAGCGAGGCAGAUGUGACGCGCCGGCUGCAACUGCUUCAGUGGCUGAUUGCAUGCAUUGCAAAUGGUUGGAUGGGGAAGUUCUUCUUGGACGCGAAAGUCGAGGCGCUCUUCCGCGCGCGAGCGAACACAUUGAGGCUUCGCAUGGCCUCCAUGGGCGCCGCGCUGACAGGAGCCUGCAGGCCCCAGGCGGGCGCCGGGGCGACUGGCGGAGCGAAGGUGGAAGGCGCUGAUGGCGACUCGGGCCUGGCGCCUUGUUCGUCGACAGAGGCGCCGGCGCCUCCGCUCUCCACCAACGCAGAUGACAGCGCUGCCGUCGAUGGCGAGCGCCCUGAGGACCCGAACCUUCCGGCCUCCAGCGAGGCGGGGGACGCCGGCGUCUCUUCUCAAUCCCUGCCAUCUAGCGACUCGGCCGCUCCCGUGUGCGGCGAAAGCACGUCGCCGUCAGAGCCUGCGGGCCCAGCGUCUGUGCGCGGACGUCGCGCGGGAGACAGCGAGGAGAAGAAGAGCGGCCGCGCGAGUUCGGCCGAUGGCGAGUCGGCGUUGCCCGGCGGCAAGCGGAAGCGCGGCGGGGCGUCUCAGGCGGGCGCUGUGGGGGGCAAGGGCGAGGAGGAGGACUGCGCGUCGGUCUCGGAGGCUGCGGGCAAGACGCCGAGCGGAAACGCAGAGGCGUUCGAGGCGGAAGACGACAUGGGGCGGUCCGUAGCGGAUGGCGCCUGCACGGCGGCUUCUGCGCAGGGGCCGGGAGGCGAGAACGCGCUGAACCCUUCAGCGCGGGGCGUCGGCCGUGGGAAGAAGCCGAUGGGGCGCGUGAGCAACUGGGAAAUGGAGCUCCUGGCCCAGAAGUUUCCGAUCCGAGGCGAAAUUCUCGGCGAGGACCGAUACCUGAAUCGCUACUUCUUGGUCCCCACGGCCCGCGGCGUCCCGCGCGUCUUCGUCGAGGCCUUUGAGCAGACGCGAAUCGAUCCCGCCGAGGCGCUGGAAGGCUUCCUGGACCACGUCACCUCUGCCGCCGUGGAAGAGGAGGAGCGAAGGAAGGAGAAAGAAGGCAACGCGUCGGGCCCGACUGCUGGCCUGUCUCCCGGAAUGCCCCACGCGAUGGGUCCGCGAGGCGGCGGUUUCGAUGCGUCUCUCCCUGGAACUGCUGCGCCGCAAGCACCCGUCGGCGGCGCACUCGCAGGCCUCGGAGAAGGCGCCAACCCAGCUGCAUGCGCGCAGGCUGGAGUGUCCGGGGACCGCGGGGGUGAGGUGGGGCGACGCUCGAGUCGGCGAAUUGCUCUCAUGAAGGAGGAACAGAGACACCAACAAGAACUCCAGGACUCGCUUUCUGCUGUCUCCGUGGCAGUCAAUGGCGCGGGACGGCCUGACGAUCGAAAGCGAAAGCGAGGCAGUCUCUCCUCAGAAGGAAAGAGAGCCGGACUGCUCGGCCCGAGCGGCUCUGCAGGCCUGAAGCCGGGCGACCUUGCAGGCGCUCUGGUGGGGCCCGCCGCGGUGCUGGCGAAGGACGGCAGCGUGGUCAGCGAGAAGGCCAAGUUGCACAGCCCUCGCGACGGCGAGGCGAGAACGAAACACUUGAACGACUUUGUCCGACGCGCGGUUGGCUUCGAAUCCAUCUCCACGUACCUCCACUACCUCGACGAAACCCUCAAGGCGUGUGGGCUGUUUGUCGUGCCGCCGGGACGCCCCCUGCAACAGCUCCAACACGCGCUCUCGCCGUACUUGCUGAGGGAGCGCGCACUGAAGGAGAAGCUCAGGCGCGUGGACCAGCAGUUCCAGCAACUGGCGGCGGCGUCUCCGCUGCCGACGCCGGUGCCGACGUUUGUGCCCCCUUCGCCGUUCGCCGCGGCCAUUUGGCACGGCUGCCGGUUGUUUCUCCAGAUUGAGGAGGCGCUGCUGCUCCCGCUCUUUUCCUCUUCGUGGGGGUUUGCGAGCGAGUUCCAGAAACAACAACACAUCCUGCGUCUCCUCGACCAAACCCGGGACCAGUGCUCGACUUCGGGCGCGGCCUCGCGCAGUCGCGGCGAGAGUAAGCGCGGGGCGCCGGGGAACGAGGACGAUAGCGGUUCGGCCAGCUGCGGGCCCGACGACGAGAAGGAGAGCGGCCAGCAGAAACCGGAGAGCAAAGAGAAGGAAGACCAAAACCUUGCCCAGACGGACCGGGAUCUUCUGCACCAGCUGCGGAGCCGCGUGUGGCCGCAAGAUGUCCUCCACAGGUGUCUCUCGGCUCUGGCCGCGCAUGCAAACAUCGUUGGAGGGGUCCAGAAGGGCCAAACGACCGGUGGGGUGGUCAAGAAACUCGAGGACGCGAAGAGCGAGAAAUCCAUCAAAGUGGAGGCAGACGCGUCCAAACUUCUAGCGACCGACGGCGAAGCGGACGCGGACGCAGGACACCCAUCGCACGUGGAGGACCAAGAGGCCAAAGACAGGGCGCGAGAAGAGAGACAGGAAGAAGAACAGGAAGCGCAGUGGAUGGAAAGACGCAUCUGCCUGGGCGUCUUCGUGCAACUUCUCCUGUACAUCGAAAACCGGCUCCACACGCUGUCGAACGUCCACACGGCCGCCUGGCACCUCCAGCAGCACGAGCAGUGGCGGCGCGAAGUGACUGCGCUCGGCGGGGCCUCGCUGCUCACACAUCUCGCGCUGCCUCUGCCGCCGUUCGAGUUUGCGGCCUCGGCGUCCGGCGGAGACACAGAGAAAGGCGCGGGCGAGAAGGCGAAGGCUAGGGAUGCCAAAAAGGGCCGAGAGGCGCGAGACGAAGAGGCGCCGGUGUCCCCGUCGGGUUCGCGAAGGCGCAGUCUCUCUGAGGACGAUGGAGCGGCCGAGACGGUCCCGUGGCGGGAGAAAAAAGGACAGGACAGGAGCGGCAAGGGCGAAGGAAGCGGCGAGGCGGAUGGGGACGACGAGGCCGAAGAGAGAGACGGCGAGAAGCCGAAUCUGGAUUGGCAGUCCCGCGAUGGAGACGACGAAGACAGGCGCGGCGAGAGAGAAGAGGCGGACGUCCCGGGGCCCGACUCUCACGAAGGCCCUGAGUCGCCCCGGUCGACCUGCAGCAAAGCCGAGGCGCCGGCGCUGCCUUCGCCGCGUUUGUCGGCCGCAGCGGAGCGUGAACCGCCGUCGCCGGUCUCGGUCCCCGCGGCCUCGGCAGCGUCAGCGCUGUCUCCGACUUCGCCCUUGCGCCGCAUCCACGCGCUGAUUGAGGCGAUUGGGUGGGAACGCGACCGCGUCUUUGGUUUCUUGCGCGACUUGCGCACGCGCGAAUUCGACGAGAUGAAACGCAUGCAAGAGCUCGAAGGCCUCGCGCCGCAGAAGGCCCUGUUCGAACGCGAGCUCUUCGAGGGCGCGACGCUCCAGAGCACAGCGGCGUCGUCCUCUUUCCUUCCCGACGCGCAGGAAGACCCCGUCCUCUCGUGGACGGAAAUCCGAAACAGACACGACGUUCUGGCCAUCUGGGGCUGCUACCUUAAUCUGUGGAAGGCGCACGGCCUUGACAAGCAGAAAGCUAUCGACGCCAGGACAACUGUCGACAGGAACACAUUCCUCUCCCUACUGGCGCACGAGGAACAGAAGGCGCACUUGCCGGAGGUUGGCAGCCGCCUCUUUUAUUUCCGGAAGGGCCACGAGCAGAUGAUGAAAGCGAUGCAGGAGGAGUGCGUGGACGCAUCCGACCGCAAGCGUUGGCUAGACAGCACGUCGAUUCCCUUGUCGAUCCCCUUCGAGCUAGGCCGCGUCGAGGAGCUUGUUGUGGAUUCUAUUUCGUACCACCCGGGGAUCAUCUCGCCGCUGCCUCGGCCCCCGGCGGCUGCGACGUCGGCCGCGCUCUCACUUCUGUCAGGCCCAGCUGGACCCGAGGCCGAGACGGCGUGCCUGUUUCCGGAGAAAAUGUAUGCGUUCUCGAUCGUGGAUGACCCGUACGCUCUCGGCCUGCUUGUCGGCGACGCCGCCCGGCAAAGGGUUCGCAACGCGCCUUCCCAAACAGGCGCGGCGAAGCGAGAGGCGCCGGGGCCCAGUGCGGGGGCUGCGCCGACAGCCACUCCGGGAGUCUCCGCGUUCUCGGGCUCCGCUGCGCCCACGACGACAGACCUUCUCCUCUCUUCUCGACUGUCCAACUCGGAAGGCCCGAAUGAAACCGACUUCCUCGCCGUGCCAGCCAGCAACUCGGCUGCGGCCUCGACUCCUGGGCGGGCCUCCUCCACAGUGCGGUCGCCGGGACUGGAGCCGAACUUUGGGGCGGUGGACAGAGGCGAACUGGAUGAGAGCGUGACUCCGUCCGAUCCGUUUCUUUCCCGCGAGAAGACGCUCCCUGCCGGCGUCAUCGGCAAGAGUGAGCUCGAGCUCCUCUGUGCGGCGGACCCGAUCGUGGCUGCUGCCCAGGAGGCCGCCCGCGGAAAACACCUGCUCUUGCAGGAAGGCAAGGGCCGAGACGAAGGCGACGCAGCUGAGGUCGAAACGAAGGCGCCUGUGGAGACAGCGCCGUACUACAGAAUGGUCUGCAGAGUGCUCAAGAGAACCCACGACACGACAGCAGACAACAUCACCGACCGCGUGAAGUCUAUUGUAGCGGCGGCCGCCGCGGCGAACGAGGAGAAGCCUCACACGCGAACGUCUUCGCGCCUGAUGUCCUACCAGAAUCGGUCGCUCUCGUCUCGCUCAGGCUCGCGGAGCAGCUCGAGCUGCAGUGAGAGGCGCGCGGGCUUCGGGCGCCACAAGGGCCAGGGCGGGUCCGGCGACGACGGCGCGGGGUCGCAGGGCGGCGCCGAGGGAGCCUUCCAGUCUCCGCAUGCGUCGGGGCCGCAGGGCGAGCGCGAGGUCGUGCUGUGUGUGCCGAUGCGGGCGGACGACGUGGAGUUUGUGGUCCGCCGAGAAAAGGUCUUCCACGCGCUGAACCUGAACUGGAUCCCCGGGAUGAAAUUCCGGAUGGUGUUCCACACAACUGUCCCGGCGUCUUCUUCGGACGCGUCCGCCGGAAAGGAGAAGGACGGGACCACCUCCGGCUCCGGAAAAGACAGCGCCGCGACAGGCUGGGUGGGCGCCGUGGCGGGAGGCGCGACCAACGCGGCCAGCGCCGCUGGGGGCGGUGCGGGUGGCCAGGGUGCGUCCGGGGCGGGCGCGGGCCUCUCGGAGAAAGGCAGCGCAUGCGCGGCGGGCGACAGGCCGGCCUUUGUGUCCACGACAACCCGAUACACAGGAACGAUUCGGCGAGUCGACCUCCUCCAUCCGGACUUCUGGGAGAACGUUGUGGUGGAGUGGGAAGAUCGGAGCCGCGCCGGCCUCGGCGCCUUGGCCGGGAGCGGCUCGAGCCGGAGUGCCGGGUCGGGGACUGACCGUGGCACAGAGAGAGGCGGGGCCCAGAAACACGACGCAGACAGCGGGUUUGAAAACGUGAGCCUGUGGGAGCUCGAGCCGCUGAAGCGGCUCAAACGCCCCGGCGGAAGCGCGGGAGACUGA
Molecule: messenger RNA, 12015 nt
Organism: Neospora caninum
Lineage: Eukaryota; Apicomplexa; Conoidasida; Eucoccidiorida; Sarcocystidae
Product: Chloroquine resistance marker protein, related
Exons: 11
Coding region: 1-12015 (4004 amino acids)
Source: RefSeq, a predicted model, not a curated record